Molecule: messenger RNA, 2546 nt
Organism: Pundamilia nyererei
Lineage: Eukaryota; Metazoa; Chordata; Actinopteri; Cichliformes; Cichlidae
Product: transmembrane protein 150A-like
Exons: 8
Coding region: 341-1159 (272 amino acids)
Source: RefSeq, a predicted model, not a curated record
CUCCACCCGCGUGGGUGGGAGGAGCUACCAGUCACCGACUCCAGCAGCUUUCUUCACCUCCCACCACAGCUCAGCGGGCUGCCUCGGGAGCAGAAUCGUACCGACGCCACCUCAUCCGUCUCCUCUCCCGAUCCCGAUGAAGUGAUACACCUGCAGCCACGUUUGGACGAUGAAACAUCAGAAACACCAGCUCGGCCUCACUUUUCAGCAACUUUUCCCCGAGUUUGGAGGAGCUGGGAGGAGACGCGGAGACUGAGGAGCUCUCGCUGAGCGGCAGAGGUCUGUAACGAAGCCUGUGUCCGUUGGUGUCGUUUGCGGCGGAGAUCGCCUGGCGCCCGUCAUGUCGCCUUGGAUGAUCCUUCCCGUCAGCCUGCCUGUCUUCAUCAUCACAGGAAUAUGGGUGGUAUACGCGAUGGCCCUCUACAACCAGCACGUCUGCCCUGUGAACAACUGGGUUUACAAUGAGUCCUGUGUGGAGCCGCUUCCAUUACAGAGGGGACCUGUACUGUGUUGCACCCUGGACAACAUACCACUCAUCAGUAAAUGUGGAACUCUGCCACCUGAAAGCUGCUUUUUCAGCCUCAUAUGCAGCACCGGAUCCUUUAUGGUGAUGCUGAUCGGCCUGCUGCGCUACGCUCACGUGAUCGAGAAGCACCAGAACUGCAUCCUCAACACCGCCGGCCUCUCCGCCGGGUGGCUCUGCGCCGCGGGGCUCAUCAUGGUGGGAAACUUCCAGGUGGAUUUUGCUAAAGUCCUUCACUACGUGGGAGCUGGGGUCGCCUUCCCCUCCAGCAUGCUGUUUGUGUGCCUUCAGUCGGCUCUGACCUACAGACUGGCCAAGACCCAGGAGGAAUACUGGAUAGGUCACAUACGAGUGGGGAUGGCCCUGCUGGCCCUCAUCGCCCUGGUGCUCAGUGGGGUUUUUUUCUGCCAGGAGAGCUAUGCCCUGCAGCACGCCUCUGCCAUCUUUGAGUGGAUCUACUGCUCGAUCAUCAUGUUCUUCUACGGGACUUUUGCCUUUGAGUUCGGGGGCAUGUCGGGGGACACCCUGAUGGUGCUCUCCAAAGGCGGGGCGAUGCAGAGCUUUUCCACCUCUGACCACAAGACAGAGGUCGGCGGAGCCGGCCACCACCAGCCAGAGAGCUUAUCGAUCCUGUGACUUAACUACGGUGUGUUUGAGAAAAACUGGAGGUGAAAGAGUAACAGAGUCUAGAGCCUGGAUGCUGCACCCUGCAUAUCACCACACUCACUACUACAAAGUGCCAAAGCUGCUCUCCUCAGCAGUGACCAAAGACUGACAGACUUCUGUCCUGCAAAGCGUUGCACAAAACCAACAAUGCCUGUGUGAACACAAACACCAACAAAGAAACACACACGAGCACACCCACAGUCCUUAAUGUUUGGUUUAAUUGUCUCAGAGUAACAAUCGGUCUCUGAAAGUGCCUCAGAUGUCGCUCCUCGCUGCGCGCCGUCAGUCCUGGAGCCUUGCAUUGUUUCUACUCAGGAAGUUUUGUUACACAAUCAGGUUUCUCUCCAUACCUCCGCCGCAAGAUGAGGCUUUCCACAAACAUCAGACAGCAGGUGGGCUUCAUGUGCGACAACUAGCCUCUCCUAUCAAAGUAGCUUAAAGAUGUAAAUGUUAUUCUAAGCUGAAUUUCAACACUUGGUGCAACUGUUUAAGGCAACAUUGCCCAUGUAUCUCUCUCAUAUUUCCCAGAUAAGCUCAGUUUUGUUUUGUCUUUUGUUGUUUCUCAUUUCAGCUCAUUGCCAAAAAAAAUGCUGUAUAAUUUCUCUUUAAUGGGACCAAACUAUGAAGGUGAAACAUUGAUAUGUUUAACAUCUUUAAUUUCAUCAUACGCGGAAAUACUUUAUUCAAAUUGUAUUUCUUAGAAUGUACACUGAAAGUAAAACAAUAAAACAGUUAAUAUGAAAUGAUGCAGUGUGUGCACACAUAACGGGUUGUGGUUAGCUUUAGAUAUACAGGAAUCCACUGACUCAGGUUUAUUGAGCUUUAAACUGUAAAGAUCCUCGAGGAAAGCUUCACUGCAAAUCAGUACAAAGUUGUUCUGAUUGAAUAAACAUUUCCAUCCUGAUGAAACUGAAAAGGCUCCCAUGCAGAAGACAUAUUGGUUUGAUGAGAUGAAUACCAGAAAUUGUGAAAUUUUGUAUCAACGCAUAUUAAAAGACCGAAAUGAUGACUGGCAUUUAGAAUUGUUCCGUCCCUCCUGCAGAGUUCUGAAGCAAAACCAACGCGCAUCGGAGCUCCUUUGGCGCCACACGGUGGCCAAAGUAACUUAGUGUUUUGUUUCUUUUCCCUAAUUUGUACCCAUCUGUAUCUAACAGAUAAACAAACGAACAAAAAAAUUCUACACUGAUAGUAAAAAAUAUAUAUUCUGGUAAGCAUGCAGGAAGAAAAAUCUUAACUUUAAACUUUAAUAAAUGCUAACAUAUGAAGCCUCUCUGGGACAUUUGGAUUUCAUCUUUGGUCGUCUGCAUCUCAUUAAAAACCUCACGUUAUCGUACUAAACUGCAUGAAGCCUGAGGAA